Messenger RNA from Colossoma macropomum (tambaqui), 2590 nucleotides. It is a transcript of the gene rcn2, whose product is annotated as reticulocalbin 2. Gene Ontology annotation, cellular component: endoplasmic reticulum. The record is from RefSeq and is a predicted model, not a curated record. The transcript has 8 exons. Bases 333 to 1268 code for a protein of 311 amino acids. Gene Ontology annotation, molecular function: calcium ion binding. NCBI's taxonomy places the organism in Eukaryota, Metazoa, Chordata, Actinopteri, Characiformes, Serrasalmidae.
GGCGGACAGAUUCGGCAGUGGACUGUCACCGGGGCGAAACCAAGAUGCAGGGAUUAAAACCCUACUGUGUUGAAAUGGUCUACUACUUAUUAUUACUACUAAUUAUUCUUUCAAUGCAUUCCAAUUAAAGAUAUGGUAUUGUUUUUAAACAAAACAUCACGUAUGACUAACAAAUCAUUCAUUUAAAAAUCAUUUUAAAAAGAAUUAUUUUUGUUCACCCCCGCAAGUUGAAUCUCAAGUGAAAGUCGAUGCUUUCACAGAGCAGAGAAAACUCCAUGGCAACGCUGGCCGUCCGGCUAAUGUUUGUCAAAACUUCCCAAAAUCACUUCUAGAUGCUGAAUAUGAAAGCCCCUGUUGUGCUUCUGUUUGUCGCACUGUGCUGCGCUUCCUGCGAUAAAGUGCUGCAAGCGGAGCGCCGAAUUUCACACCAUCACAAUCACGAACAUAGUGCAAACGCUUUUCUUGAUGCUGAGGAUAAAGAUGAGAUUAAGAAAUUGAGUCCAUCUGAACAGAGGAAGAAAAUGGUGGAGAUAGUAAAGAGAAUUGACACUGACUCAGACAAAUACUUGACUCCAGAGGAAAUCACAUUAUGGAUACAGAAGGUGUACAGGAGGUAUGCAAUGGACGAUGCAGAGGAACGCUUCCCAGGCUUUGAUACAAACAACGAUGGUCUGGUUUCUUGGGAUGAAUACAACAUGGUGAUGCAUGGGCAUACUGUUGAAGUGGAUGAAAAUGCAGUUCUUGAGGACCCAGAAGAAGAAUCUCUCAGAUUUCUUCAUUUGAAGGAGAAAAGGCGAUUUGACUUUGCUGAUGUGGAUGGCACACCUGGCUUGAACUUGACAGAAUUUCUUGCGUUUACACAUCCGUCUGAAGUAGAUCACAUGGCGGAUUUUGCAAUUGAAGAUGUGUUGAGUGAGUAUGACUUGGACAAAGAUGGAUUUAUCAGUCUGAGUGAAUUCAUCGGAGAUCUCAGAGCAAAUGAUGAUGAUGAGCCAUCUCAGUGGGAGAUUGAGGAGACAGUUCGAUUUAAAGACCUUUAUGACCAGGACAAGGACGGCAAGUUAAACCGGGAUGAGCAGCUGCGGUGGGUUGCUCCAAACAGCUAUGGUUCAGCACGAGAAGAGGCUGUUCAUCUAAUCAAGGAAAUGGAUCAAGAUGGAGAUGAAAGGCUUUCAGAAGCAGAGAUUUUGAAGAACCAAGAUAUUUUCAUGAAUAGUGAAGUAACGGACUAUGGUAGACAGCUCCAUGUGCCACAUGAUGAGUUAUAAUGUUUUUUGUCAUCUCUGUUGUUAUAUUGCAAUUUUUUUUACUUUGCUUUUCUACUGAAAAACUGAAACUUUUGUCUAGGAGUACUAGAAGUAGGAUCCUGCACUGGUUAGUCAUAUUUAGAAUGUUUUUCAGUUAAAGCAUAAAAUUAAGGCUGAACUUUGUAUAUUAAGAAGGUUGUAGAUGGUGCCUGUAUUUUAUUUACCCUAAAGUAAUUUUCCUCAAAUUUUUUUUCUGCACAUGAAAGAAAGGAUUUAGCAAUUGUCUUAAUUUCUUAGAAUUAUGUCAGUAAAGUUGCAUCUCUUAGCGUGUGUAACAUAAUUAUUCACUUAAAAACUUAUAUUAGUUUGGGACAUUUGCUCUGAAUGUAGUACUUAGUUACUAAUAACUAUGGCAAGCAUCAUGGUGUCCAGCUGCUUAAAACUGAAAAUAGCCCAUACUGACUUAUAUUGACACGCAAUCUGACAAGAUCAAGGCUCUGCAUGUGUAUAAGACUGCACUAACAGGUAUCUUACAGCGCCAGAAGGCUGCAACGUAAAUAUGCUUCACUAACCACUAUUUUGAGGAAUUAGGUUUUGAAUUGGUGCCAAAACCCUCACGUCAUAUUUCUUGUAUUUCACUACAUCUUCUAUAGUGCACUAUGCACUCAAAACAAGAUUGCCAUCUGUCUUAAAAAGUGUUCUGCCAAAAGAAUAAGUUCUUAAAAGGUCUUAAAAUUGUACGUUUUCCUAGUUUGUUAUGACUCAGAAGCCACCCUGCACUAAAUGGAAACUGGUGUUGUAUGAGCCACUCAUGGCAUAGCUGAGUGUUCAAUGGCUGAAAAUUCAUGUUCAUCUUGAUGUAUGUUUGAUGAAGUCUAUAAACACUGAUAUUUACAAGAAAAAGAUAUGUAUUUUCUUUAGUGACAUAUUUUGUUAUGUGUUAGCGUUUUGAUCUGGGGCCUGUCUCAUGAAGCGGGAUUUCUUGCUUAACCAGCUAACUUUUCGCUUAGUUUGGUCUAAACCUGGAUUCUUGGUCUUACAACAGUGGAACGCUUUUAUUGGGCUACAACACCAUGGCAACUUGUGCUGCACUGCUUCUCCAGGGCAUUCAAUCGUAAACUGCCUUACUGUCUACAUAUUUACACACAUUUCUUCCUGCUUUCUUUUUUUUUUUUUAAAUAAGCCGCUCAAUGUUUCACGCGAUUGGCUGUUUUUCAUAAACUUUCAUGCUUUAUUUUUCAUCUGCGACAGACACCUGAAGGUGGUUACUGAGAGUCUGUGUGUAUGACUUUUAAUGUGAUUUCCAAAUGAUGCUUUAUUAAACUCACAAAAUAACAAGUGUA